AUGGAGUUGGCCGUGUUCAAGAAACUGGUUGCAAUUUUCGGAAUUCACCCCACAAUUGGUCGUACUAUUCAAAGACAAGUUGCGCAUUUCGAGGCUCAAGACAUCUACGAUGAAGAGCUCACGGACAUGAAGAUUGUCAAAGCAUAUACUCUACGCAUGGCCGCAACUGUGGAGGGUGACCUAGCUCUAUCAGCAACGCAUUUCACGCGCGGCCCGUUUAACGCCGGUGUGGUCUUUGGGUGCGACGAGGAGCAAAAACUGCACUACAUCAAGCGGAUGGGCAAGAGCGCGGGAUCCUCCGUACAUCCAAUGUUUCUUCCUGGAAUUUUCAUUGAGGAGGACCGGGCCCGGCUCUGCAAGGCCAUUGACAAAAUCCUAGACGUCUUUACUCUCCAGGCCGUACACACAACCUCCAAAGAUGGCCUUCUUACGAACAUGGACAAUUCGAAAAUGCUGUCGUUCCUCCAGGUCUCGUUUCAAAGCCAGGACUUGAGCAAUACGCUGAAGUCCUCACGGCGACAGAUAGUGAAGAUGAUUGCUGAAACGGGUAGAACGGCGGAUCGAGCUCCCCGUCGAAGCCGUUGUGAUACCUGCAGGCUGGAUAUCACUGCUGUCGACAAAGACCAGAAGUUGACGGGGGAGUUAAUUAAGUAUCGUCUGCGCGAAAUAUUAGUGUUUACCUGGUACUGGUGGACUCAUAGGCCAUUGAUCCGCCGGCGGAUGCGUGCUGAGCAGGACCUUGAAUUUUCCAUGAACUCCAAGAAGAAACUGGGAAAAUCCGCCAUAACCGUCAAGUACCCGGAGCUCCGUGGCCAAAUUCUGAUGAUACCCUGCGUCGUUAACAUGUACUGCUACGAGCCGCAGCUGAAAAAGCUGAAGCACCCAUCUACCUCCUCCUACGAGGAAUGUAAGAAUGCGCCGGUCUUGUCAUUGGAGACAUGCAAGAUUUUCACAGACCUUUUGAAGAUUGAGGACCCCCAAGUCGACGACUUGAAACUCAACCCCGGGAAUGCCAGCCUGGGGGAUGUCAAGGGCCUCCCACCAACUGUGUUUGGUGUGACUGGUCUGGAUCCAUUGAGAGAUGAAGGGCUUCUUUAUGCCAAGUUGCUGACGGACGCUGGAGUUCCUACGGACAUUAACGUCUUCAAAGGACUGCCUCACGCAUUUCGUCGAUAUGGCUCAAAGCUAUCUGCCUCGACUAGAUGGGAUAAGGUCAUUGAGGAAGGCAUCAAGUGGGCUCUUUCUAACCCCUCGCCGUCGUACGAAUUUGAAGUCAAGGAAGAGUAA
Molecule: messenger RNA, 1287 nt
Organism: Scedosporium apiospermum
Lineage: Eukaryota; Fungi; Ascomycota; Sordariomycetes; Microascales; Microascaceae
Exons: 5
Coding region: 1-1287 (428 amino acids)
Molecular function (GO): hydrolase activity
Source: RefSeq, a predicted model, not a curated record